Molecule: messenger RNA, 900 nt
Organism: Bombyx mandarina (wild silkworm)
Lineage: Eukaryota; Metazoa; Arthropoda; Insecta; Lepidoptera; Bombycidae
Source: RefSeq, a predicted model, not a curated record
AUGAUGAUUUGUGGUGAAACAAACUUUUUAGGUUUCAUACUUCAGUGGAACUUUUUCUUAAAAGCUGUCAAAAUAACGGCGUCCUUUCGAAACGACGCCAGUGCCAACAAACACGCUAUGGAUAUAUACAAAGAAUUUUUGUAUCGUCUUCGAAAUUACAACCUACAAGAUGUGUAUUUAUUCUUGCACGAAGAUUUAUCGCCCAAAUUAAAAGAAUAUAUUUGUUUAUUACGAGACGUACCUUUCGAGGAUGGAUUGUAUCACACAUAUUAUGCUGAUGUUAAAAAAGUAGUCUCCACUUUCAUGAAUUACUUUAUUCAAACUAUCGACGAGGUUACCUUAGAAGUAGAUAAAUAUACUAACGUAUUGUGUAAAGAUGACUUGAUAAAUUUAAUGGAAAAGACAGUUUCGAUACACGAAAAAAAUCAAAUUGAUUUUGCUAAUGAUUAUUUACCAAUAAAAGCACCAAUCGAAAAACAAAUUUAUGAAGAAAUAGAAAGCAAAUAUGAUAUUUUUAAAUGUAAAUUAAAAGAAUUUCAAUCGAAAUUGGAGCAAUUAAAUAAGAAAGAACAAAUAGACGAAUUUGCAAAAUCAAACCAUUUUCAGUUUUCAUUGAAAAAAUCUAGUGACUUGUUUCAUUUUGUGCAUAUAUUUAUUGGUAUGAUGGUAGCGGAUCGUUUAUACCAGAUCCGUGUCAGCCUUGAAGAGAUACUCCUUCGUGUUCGAAACAAUCUCCAGCUAAUGCGGGACGAGGAGGAAGAGGUAUUAAACGGGCUACUCAAUGAGCUAUACGACAAGAAUAAAGAACAGCUGUUUAUAAAUAGAUCGUACAAGCGUUACUCCAUGGAGGAAGCGGAAGUUAGUGUUGUGGUAUUAAGAAAAUUAUAUACUGUAUUUUAA